Messenger RNA from Mauremys reevesii (Reeves's turtle), 1756 nucleotides. It is a transcript of the gene MYF6, whose product is annotated as myogenic factor 6. Gene Ontology annotation, biological process: positive regulation of myoblast differentiation; muscle organ development; regulation of transcription by RNA polymerase II. The transcript is spliced from 3 exons. NCBI's taxonomy places the organism in Eukaryota, Metazoa, Chordata, Testudines, Geoemydidae. Gene Ontology annotation, molecular function: DNA-binding transcription factor activity, RNA polymerase II-specific; protein dimerization activity; RNA polymerase II cis-regulatory region sequence-specific DNA binding. The record is from RefSeq and is a predicted model, not a curated record. Bases 155 to 883 code for a protein of 242 amino acids.
GACAGCUAAAAGUUGGAUAGAGUUUCAGCAGCUACUAUAUAUAAAGCAGGGGGACUUAUGUCACUGCACUAAUUAAAUUCCAUCUGGGUGGCUCCUCUGGGUUUUUUUGAGCCUAUCACCCAACUCCAGCAGGCAGAGAGGCCAAGGGGAGAGCAUGAUGAUGGACCUUUUUGAAACUAGCUCCUAUUUCUUCUACUUGGACGGAGAAAAUGGAGCUCUGCAGCAGCUGGAGAUGGCAGAGGGGUCCCCCCUGUACCCAGGCAGCGAUGGCACUUUGUCCCCUUGCCAGGACCAAAUGCCCCCAGAAGCCGGGAGUGACAGCAGUGGAGAGGAGCAUGUGCUGGCACCCCCGGGCCUACAACCCCCUCAUUGCCCCGGCCAGUGUUUGAUCUGGGCUUGUAAGACCUGCAAGAGGAAAUCGGCCCCCACCGACAGGAGGAAAGCAGCCACCCUGCGGGAGAGGAGGCGGCUGAAGAAGAUCAACGAAGCCUUCGAGGCUCUGAAAAGGAGGACUGUGGCCAACCCCAACCAGCGGCUGCCCAAGGUGGAGAUCCUGAGGAGUGCCAUCAGCUACAUAGAGAAGCUGCAGGAUCUCCUGCACAGGCUGGAUCAGCAGGAGAAAAUGCAGGAGAUUGGGGGAGACCCUUUUAGCUUCAGCCCCAAGCAGGGAAAUAUCCCAAGUUCAGAUUUCCUGAGCACCUGCAGCUCCGACUGGCAAAAUGUUUCUGAUCAUUCCAGAGUGCUAGCGAUCAAUGCCAAAGAAGGAGCCUCCAUCGUUGAAUCUUCAGCCUCUAGCAGCCUUCGUUGUCUUUCUUCGAUAGUGGACAGUAUUUCUUCAGAAGAUCCCAAACUUCCCUGCGUGGAGGAAGUGGUAGAGAAGUAGAUCUGCAUUUGGCCUGAUCGUAUUUUGAACGCUGAUAACAAGGAACUCACCCCACAACCUAUAAAUGAAAUAAUUAAUUAAUUUAAUAUUUUAGCAAUCCCAGACAGGGGCCUUGUUAAAGGCACUGGUAGGCAGAUAAAGUUGAAUCUUCUUAAAAAGAAAUGUUCCUCCGAUAAUUGUACAAUCCAAUUCUUUCUUUCUUUCUUUCUUUCUCUUCUGUUGUAUAGACCACUCCUUUUUUAUUUAAUAUAUUUACUUGUUUUCUGGUGAUCCACUUUGUAUAAUAUUCAACAAAAAGUUCAUUCCUGUCUGAGUGAAGCUGUUGUUUGGAUAUCCUGUUAGUAUUAUUUAAAGAGUUCUUAGGUUGUGUGUUUGUACAUAAUUUUAGUACUUUUUUAAUGUAAACCGGAUCCAUAUCUAUAUCUAUAUCUAUAUAUAUAUAUUUAAAUUGUGGAAUGUGAUAUUGUAUAUAAGAACGGCCAGAUUUCCUGGGUAUGUAAAAUAAAGUUCUUUGUGUUACAAAGGUCCCAGCCCCACUUUAAAUUGUGGGCCCGAUCCUGCUCCCAUUAGAAUUACAUUUUGCCACUGACUUCAGGGAGAUCAGGACCCAAUUCGGUCAAUCCAAAUAAAAAGUGUUUAAAAUUAAGAGGUUGCAAAUAUUUCCAGCCAGGGCAGCGUCUCUUUAACUGUCUAAACAGUUUCUCUUCUACUCAGAACCGCACAGAAGGUCUUCAUUCUUUCCCUCAUUCUUUCCCUCUUAUUUUGCGUUAGCAGCCUUCCACAGCUGAGAGUUGUGACUGCUGCUGUGUAUAGGAUUGUGUAGGCCGCCUACGUUCACCCAGGCCAGUGCUUCCCUUCGGUCUCCCUCAGUGG